This is a messenger RNA of Pestalotiopsis fici W106-1, 3135 nucleotides long. RefSeq lists its product as uncharacterized. Bases 1 to 3135 code for a protein of 1044 amino acids. The record is from RefSeq and is a predicted model, not a curated record. NCBI's taxonomy places the organism in Eukaryota, Fungi, Ascomycota, Sordariomycetes, Amphisphaeriales, Sporocadaceae. Gene Ontology annotation, molecular function: protein binding. The transcript is spliced from 4 exons.
AUGGAGGCGCUUGGUGGGGUGGCCAGCGUCAUCGCUGUGGUUGAUCUCUCAGCCAAAGUGCUCUCACUCUGCUCGCAAUAUCACGAAGAAGUCAAGAAUGCUAGAAGCGAUAUUGAGGAGCUCAGAAAAGAGGUGCAAAACGUUCAGACGCAACACGAGAGAACAAAAAUGUUGCUUGAAGGCCGAAUGGGCUUUGUCCUUGAGACUUCACGACAGCUGAUUGAAGGCCAUCAAGGUUGCAAAAAGCAACUGGAAGAUUUGGAGUCCAAGCUGGCACAAAAUCUACAAAAUCAGCCUGGUUCCACGAGGAUGAGAAGAUUUGGUUGGCGAGCCCUGAAGUGGCCAUUUGCAGCCAAAGCGGUACAGGAGACCGUCCAAAAGCUCAGAGUAUUCCAACAAGACAUAUCAAAGGGACUUACCAUCGAUCAAACCGUGCUUGAGCUGGGUGAUGUUGAGCGCUCCUUCUUGGAGGCCAUUUCAUCUAUACCCUAUGAGAAGCACCACAACAGCAACAGCGAGAAGCGAACUAAGGGUACGUGCGAGUGGCUACUUUUGCACGAAACUUUCAAUGAGUGGCGAAAGAGUAAUUCACAAGUAAUAUUGUGGCUUCAAGGGCAGGUUGGCGUUGGAAAGACAUGCUUGAUGUCAAAGGUUGUCGAUUACAUGAAAGGAGAAUCCGGAAACCUUUCACAAAAUGAGGGGGUUAUCUUCUUCUACUGCGAUCAUCAAGAGGAACGGCGUCGAAAACCAGUAUCUAUUUUCCAAUGCCUGCUUCGUCAACUCCUACUGUUUGCAAAAGAAGACCAUCCUGCGAGAAAGCAGCUCUACAAUCGCUGGCAGGGGCGAGAAACACAACAGCUUGGCCUCGAUCUCGAGGAGUGCCAGAAGUAUCUAUCUCACUUGAUAAAUGAUUCCGCAAAGACCACAGUCAUUCUUGAUGCCUUGGACGAAUGCGAACCCAGCUCUCGCAGGUACAUUAUUGAGGGACUCAAGACUCUCUUGGAAAAGUGCAGCAAGCCGCUCCGUAUCCUCGUCUCUAGCCGUCCUGAAAGAGAUAUCCGUGACAGACUCUCUUCUGUCUCCAGUAUUGAUGUCCGGGCAGAGUACAAUGAGCAAGACAUCAAGACUUUUGUCAAACAAGAGAUUGUCAAUCAUGAUAAUUGGAGCAACAUGCCGCCUGAACUACAACUCAUUAUUGAGCGUACAAUCCAGGGGAAGAGUAGCGGAAUGUUCCAGUGGGCAGCUCUUCAGGUCGAUCAGCUUCUAGAGCAAGAAACUAUCAGCAACAUCAAAGACCGCCUCGGCCGGCUGCCUGAUACCCUAAAGGGCACAUAUGACGAGCUAUUCGCUGCAAUAAGAAUCCGAAAGGGGACUGACAAAUGGUUAGCAGAAAAUGCUCUGAGAUGGGUCAUGUGUGCAUUUGCCCCUCUCGGAAGAGAAGAAUUGCUGUCCGCAAUCCGAUUGAACACGGAGGGUGACGAAUUGGUGUUGCUUGAAAAGAUCACCGAAGUCCAAUUGCUGAAACUAUGCAACCACAUGCUCGUCUUCGAUACAGAACGAGACGUAUGGAGAUUUGCACAUUUUUCAGUCAUUGAAUAUCUUGAAGACAUCGGCUUUGGCAUCCGGAAGUCUCAUUCAGACGUUGCCAAGGCUUGCCUGAAGCUUCUCAACCACACAUUUAUCAAUUUUGAGCAGCAAGGGGACACCAGCAAAGUAAAAAACCACACUACAGUCACAGAUGGCAUCUUCGAAACUGAUCAUCCCAUCCAAGUGUAUUCUCGACAUCAUUGGAUCAAUCAUAUUCAGACACAGGAGACCUCCUCAGAGCAGGAACGAGAUGAUGAACUGAAAGAGCAGAGAAUUGACAAUGCAUUGACUCGCCAACUUCAGACCUUCCUGGGUUCUUUUGACAACAGCAGCCCUCAGUAUCGAAAUUGGUACGACCAAGUUUUUGAAGACCGAUAUUUUCCACGCACAUCUUUUCUAUACAUCCCGGGUCAUUGCCGCACAGCCCCCUUACGCAUGAUAUCUCCAGAAUCGGCAAGCAUUCUACUUGCCUGCCGGUUCGCGGUCCACAAGGUCUUGGAGGAUUGGUGGAAAGCGGAUUAUGACCUUUGGCAGACCAAUCAUGAUGGGAAGAACCUUUUGGCCGUCGCUGCAGCCGGCGGUUCCAACUCCAUUUGCAAAGAGCUUUUAAGUCGUGGAAUCAAUGUUGAAAGCCAAAAAACGAAUAAUGCCGAAGCUCUUGCUGAAGCAUACUAUUAUGGCCAUAUUGACACCCUCAAGCUCUUAAUCACAAAACAAAUGGUUGAUCCGAAUGUGGGUAUAGGCUUGAAAGGCAGCAUCCUCGUAAUGGCAGCAGAAAACAGAGAUCUUGAGACAACAAGAUUUUUGCUUCAAGAAGGGCAAGCAAACGUCAACAUGGUUGUUGAACACGGCAGGUGUGGCAGUGCUUUAACAGCAGCAUCUAGAACAUUCUGUCUAAGCAUCGUGAGACUCUUGGUCCAAGAAGGCCAAGCAGACGUCAACAUGGUUGUUGAACACGGCCAGUAUGGCAGUGCUUUAGCAGCAGCAUCUAGAUCAUUCGGUCUAAGAGUCGUGAGAUUCUUGGUCCAAGAAUGCCAAGCUGACGUUAACAUGAUUCUUCAGCAUGGCCGUUAUGGAAGUGCUUUAGCAGCAGCAGCAGAAGCAGGAUCUCGUCGCGGAUCCAGUAAACAUGUUGUGGAGUUCUUGGUCCGAGAAGGCCAAGCAGACGUUAACAUGAUUCUUCAGCAUGGCCGUUAUGGAAGCGCUUUAGCAGCAGCAGCGUCACGUAAGAAUUUCAAAACUGUCAAGUUCUUGGUUCAAGAAGGUCACGCAGACGUCAAUCUUCCUCUCAGGUGCGGCAAAUACGGUACAGCCCUUGCAAAAGCAGCAGCAAGUGGGGAGCUGAAGAUUGUGAAGUUUUUGGUUGAAGAAUGCGGGGCGAAGAUCAAUCUGCCUGGAAACAUUCGACUCAGAUAUGGGCUCGAGUGCGACGCCAUUCAUGCAGCACGCACAGCGAAAGAGAAGUCGAAGGACAAUGGGUGCUUGAAAUUUCUCGAAGAUUGGGUGGCUCGUCAUCCUCAAGAAGUGGAAACCGAAAAUCAAACAUGA